Molecule: messenger RNA, 2794 nt
Organism: Saccostrea cuccullata (small rock oyster)
Lineage: Eukaryota; Metazoa; Mollusca; Bivalvia; Ostreida; Ostreidae
Product: post-GPI attachment to proteins factor 6-like
Exons: 12
Coding region: 23-2302 (759 amino acids)
Cellular component (GO): membrane
Source: RefSeq, a predicted model, not a curated record
UCUGUUUACUUCCGGUUUUGCUAUGAAAGGGGGAUAUGUUUGUUUGACUGUAUUAUUUCUUUUGUUCAAUAGUUCCUCAACUGAACUAUAUUCCACCACAGUAUCAUGGACGGUGCUGGUUCAGAUGAGCGAUUACAGAGGUUACCAGUCCGCUGGUCUGACGUCGGUAAACAUUCCCCCUAAUGCAGCCAGUGCAUUAAUUGACAUCCGGAGUUCUGCCUCAGAUCUCAGCUGUCCUCAUAAAACCGUUAAUGUAUAUGUACGUCCGGGAGGAUACCCUAUUGGGACCCCUUAUAACGAGUCCUUCCCUGAUAAGUUCCACCUGAGGACGACACUACAACACCAUGUCAUCUCCAUCACUAACAACCAAUCAUCUGUCUUAGUUUUACCAGCGCCGCAGUCAGGCACCUGGUACAUCUCAGCGUUUUUACCAAAGAAAUCCGAUGAAAAGAUCACUCAAAAGGGAGUUAAUGAGAAGAAAUGUGUGUAUGGGUACGGAGUGCGAGUUAUCACGGCCGUCCAGGAAGAUAUCAAGAUCGUGGAUAUCAAAGACAGGAUAGAUAUCAGUAUCAUGGGGUCAGAAGGGCCAAACAAAACUGUCAGGUUCUGGUUGUCAGACAAUAUGUACGCCUACUUUGUGGAGCUCAGUGAUUGUACUGAGGAGAAAGGAAACUCGACAAGUGAUGCUUGUUCUGUACUGGUGGACACCUCAACUGGUAGCCUGCCCUCCACAGACAAUGCUGUAAACUGUCAGAAUGAGACUCAGUGUAAAAUUGACAUCCAGUCCCCAGUAAUCACAGACUGGAAUUAUGUCAGAUUUAGAUAUAAGGGCAGUGGCACUCUCAACUUCACGCUCAGCUUCAGUCCUAAAUAUUGUCUUGUCAAUGAUAUCUACCAAAUAAUUACUCCUGCUGAUGAGAACAGUUUGGAGGACCCAACCAUUAGAAUACAGGACCUAGCCAAUCACUCUAAUGUAGACAACAGUACUAUAAAUAGUAACAUGACCUUGGCCCCAAAAGCUGUGAACUUGAGUCUAGCUGAGGAUAACGUGUGUAUAAUGAUCUCAAGCCUUGGGCGAUUCCAGAUAUCAAAGGAUCUCUUCAAAGCGUCUUUCUACUUCCCUAAUGUUUUCCUGAAUCCUAUUCCGAGUAAUGAGAUAAUGGUGUCAGAUGAGGCAGUGUUAAUCUCGGAUCUCAAACUGGAAGCUGACAAGGAUCUGGGGGGAACAUUCAAAAUCCAGGCCAAAAACACUCCCUUUAAAAUAAGCCCCAAACAGGAGGCCGUUGUGUGGAUCUGUCUGGUCAGGGGUUAUCUCCCUCACCAAGACACCAUUAGGCGGUGCCCUCUUGGUGUGUCACUGACCGUCCACUCUAAUUCUACCACCCCCAUCACUCAGUACAUCCCCUACCCAGAGGCAGGAACGUGGUACCUCGCUCUCCAUAGCCAGUGUACCAACAAAACAUCAAACCAGACAGAGCCAUGUCACAUUUUACCUGGGAUUAGUGUGAGCCUGAGUAUCAUGGGGUGUGUAGAUGGUCAGUGUGGGACGUUUGGAUCAUGUCAGGAGUACAUCAGUGGUGCUCACAUCUUCAGUACCUGUCAGUGUUAUUCAGGUUGGGCUGGGUACGGGUGUACUGAUGGACGUGAUGCAGUCAGUAAUGAUAUCAUUCUGUUGGGGACCCUCCUCCUGUCCCUCAGUAACCUGUUCUUUAUCCCCAGUAUCGGCCUGGCUCUCUAUCGCCGAUACUUCCUGGAGGCUCUGGUCUACUUCUUCACCAUGUUCUUCUCUACAUUUUACCACGCCUGUGACUCCAGUAAAGCCCUCUACCAAUAUUGUAUGAUGAAGUACGAUGUUCUGAGUUUCUGUGACUUCUUUGGAUCCUACACAUCCUUCUGGGUGACCACGCUAGCCAUGGCCCGCCUGCCAGAGAAGGCGAAGAGUUUUCUAGUCAUGUUGGGGGUGCUGGGGCUGGCGGUGGGGAUGCAGUACGAUAAACACUCCCUCUAUGUGUUCCUCAUUCCCAUCUGCUUCGGCAUUAUCAUUAUGCUGACUUCAUGGAUUUUACGCUGUGUCCGGAGACGUCAGCUGUACCCCUCUAAGCGGCGCUACCUGUUGUUCCUGUUACCGGGGGUGUUAUGUGCCGGGACGGGGGUGGUCAUCUUUACAUUCCUAGAGACAGAGGAGAACUACAAGUAUAUACACAGCGUGUGGCACGCCCUGGUGGCCCUCUCCAUCAUGUUCCUGCUGCCCCCCAGACAGACACACAAAACAGAAGGUUUGGAUACAUACACUAUUCACUAACACAGUGAGGAAAUUCCCCUGGAAAGACUGGCUGUAGUGUUCUGUAUAUCAAGUCUAAUUAACCUCUGCCUGUAGAGCCUUAACACUAACCUGGUCUAUGGACUGUGUGUGUGUAUGAUUAACCCUGCCUGUUGAUUCUGUUUGGAAGCAUGGAAAGUUGGAUGUGUACAAGUCUUUCAGGAUUUUUAAAAAUGUUUUAUCAAUUACUAACAAGAUCCACUUAUUUAUUAUGUAUUGUGGCAUGAGUUUUGUGGUAUGUUUGUCAUUUUAACAGCUUUAAUUUGUUUACAUUUUAAUUUCAUUUUAAUAAAUUUAAUUUGUUAGUUGUUUUACCAUGUAUUUCCUUUUUCAAAGAGAUAAUUUAUAUACUGAUAAGAAUAUACAGAUUAGUUUUGAUUUGUAUGAUUAUGUAUGUAUACAUUAUACAAAUGAGUCUUGCCAUCAAGGCAAAUUCAGUAAAGCAUGAAAUCCAAGAUAUCUUCUCAUCAAAUA